Messenger RNA from Effrenium voratum, 900 nucleotides. Lineage: Eukaryota; Dinophyceae; Suessiales; Symbiodiniaceae. The record is from the annotation of a GenBank genome assembly.
GAGAGGGAGAAGUUGAGAGAGGCAGAGAGGGUAGCCAUGGUCGCAAUGCAGUGCUCGCUCCGCUGAGCAUGGCGUUGGUUGUCAUGGUGGCUUGUGUCCCAGGAGUAUGGUCCAACGUGCGGCUGGGGCACCUUUGCACGCCAUCUUCAUGACGCUUGCCUUCGGCAUGUUUGCUCCGCUGUCAGCGUUGACCUUUAUGCCGCGCUUCGGACUGUCCCGGGACUUCGCCAAGAAGGUGCACAUGGUCGGCCAUGGUUGCGCCGUGGCAUUUGCUUGCUUGGGCGUUGCGGUCGAGUGGAAGUUGCACUCGGAGCCAGGCAGCCACCACUUGACCAGCUCGCACAGUUGGAUCGGCAUCUGCACCGUGGUUGCUUACGUCACGAACUGGAUGAGUGGACUCAGUUUCGCCUUGCCAAGCGCACUCGCGCCGCGACCGGCGUGCAAGAGGGCGCUUCUGCCAGUGCAUGUUUUCUUGGGAUCCGUUGCCUUGGUGGCCGGGCUGCUGUCCAUUGUGACAGGCUUGCUUUCGCACUUGAGACGGAAGGCGCAUCAUGGCGAGUGGCGCUGGUGGAUUGCAAAUUGGGCCUCAAUUCUUGCGGUGUGCUUGGGUGUUGUUGUUUUUGGCGGGCUUUACAGACCAUUCAGGCCGCAAGAAGAGGUGCAGAAAGAAGACGCCGAGUCCAGUUCAGACCACGCGCAUCUUGAGAGCGGCUCCGAGGAGAGUUGACAGUGCAGGCGCAGAGCCACCACGGCAUGCGAAUUUUUGUGCAAGAAGAGGCCAUCAUCUUGCAUCCUAGUGGUUGCCCUAUUGAGGCGGAGUCGCGCGAUCGGCCAGCGAUCAGACAUUCUGACCAUGAAGCGCCCUGGGCCUUUUUUUUGUUUUACAAGGGAUUCCCACCA